Messenger RNA from Perca flavescens (yellow perch), 2298 nucleotides. RefSeq names its product limb and CNS expressed 1 like (gene lix1l). The transcript has 6 exons. The record is from RefSeq and is a predicted model, not a curated record. Gene Ontology annotation, cellular component: cytoplasm. Gene Ontology annotation, biological process: autophagosome maturation. NCBI's taxonomy places the organism in Eukaryota, Metazoa, Chordata, Actinopteri, Perciformes, Percidae. The coding region runs from base 218 to 1300 and encodes 360 amino acids.
UGACAAUCCCGCAGUCUAAUCCAGAGAGUGAGGAUGCACGGCGGCGGUGAUAUAUCGAAUGAACAUCGGCUAACUACUUCUUUCGGCUGUGAUUGACAAAACCCUGCUAACACUUUGUUCACCCAGUCCUCAGAGACCAUUUUUAAACCUGAAACCGCUGGGUUGAUCGGUACGGCUUUAAUCCAGCCUGGGAUUUCGCAGACGUUACGUUGGGACAAUGGAAUCUAACGUUAUGCCGGACAGUAUCCGCCCUCAGAGGCUGCAGCCAGGCAUUGGAUUCGGUUUAGGACCGACCGGGACCCUCCGCUCCUCUCUCCGGCCCGGGGUUACCGUCCCCAUCGCGCCGCUGUUGCCCUCCCCGGCCUCUCUAGCCGCUUCGUCCGGGCCUCCUCCGCCGCCGCCUCCGCUGCAGCUCCACAGCCUGUACGGCGGUAUCGGAGCGGGGCUGGGGCUGGGGCUGGGGCCGGGGGCUACCGGCCACUGUAACCCGGGGAACCCGGCGGUGCUGAAGGAGGCGGUGGAGGCUGUGGUCCGCAGCUUCGCCAAACACACGCAAGGUUACGGCAGAGUAAACGUGGUGGAAGCUUUACAGGAGUUUUGGCAGAUGAAGCUGACCAGAGGGGCCGACCUGCGUAACGGAGCUCUAGUUGUUUAUGAAAUGGUCCCAUCCAGCAGCCCUCCAUAUGUUUGCUAUGUCAGUCUUCCCGGAGGCAGCUGCUUCGGAAGUUUCCAGUUCUGUCCCACCAAGGCAGAAGCAAGACGCAGUGCGGCCAAGAUUGCCCUAAUGAACUCUGUUUUCAAUGAACAUCCCUCCCGACGCAUCACAGACGACUUCAUCGAGAAAAGUGUCAGUGAGGCCCUGGCAUCCUUCAAUGGAAACAGAGAAGAGGCUGACAAUCCCAACACAGGAAUUGGGGCAUUUCGCUUCAUGCUUGAGUCCAAUAAAGGAAAAUCCAUGCUGGAGUUUCAGGAGCUGAUGACUGUGUUCCAGCUGCUGCACUGGAAUGGGAGUCUCAAAGCCAUGAGAGAACGACAGUGUUCCCGACAGGAAGUUCUGGCUCACUAUUCCCACCGGGCUCUGGAUGAUGACAUGCGCACUCAGAUGGCCGCCGACUGGGUAAACCGAGAACAGAGUGUAGCGAGCACUAUUGCGCAGGAGGUGGCGUCGACGGAGAGAGAACUGGAGGACGCCAGGCUGGCAGGCAGAGAACUGCGUUUUUACAAAGAGAAGAAAGAUAUCCUGAUGUUAGCUGUGGGCCAGCUCAAUGCAGCCAACACUGCCACACUGCCCUCACACUAAACCUGCCGUCCAUUGUGGAAACAUUUCUUCACACUCCGUAGGAUUCCUGGUAACAGUAUUGCUCGCGUCAUAGAUAUAAAGUUGCUUCAUCUGAACUUUUAGGUUUUGUAUCAUGUGUGUGUUUUUUUUAAUUUUUUUUUUUUAAUGAGGAUCAGGUAAUCAGGCCUUGACUUACAGUAUGCACAUCCGUGCAUAAAACCAACACUUGCCGCUAUAGCCGUUACCUCUUUGUGCCUCGUGAUUACAGGAUAACCGUGCUUUUUUUUGUAAAAAAUGACCUGUAAACUUGCUUGGCAUUCCAACUGACUGGGGUUUACAUGUUCUUUCAUUAUUUCAUACUGAAGUAGACCUACAGAAACACAGCCUGCCUUUCAUCAGUGAAUGUAAUGGACAGACGUUAAUAUGACACAUCAAACCAAGCACAAUUGAUCAAGGUAUGGAUCAUCAAAGUUAGUUUCUUUUGUGUUUUGGGCGUGUUUACUUGCAUAUAGUGUUUUGGACGGUCAAUAUUUUGGUGGUCAAAUGUAAGGGUCUUUUCUUUUUAUGUGAAGACUUUUGAUGGUUAUUUUAGUGUACAUUGUGUGCUUGGUAACCGUGACACUAGCUGAAUGUAUAUUUUCAGUGUGCUAUCAACUAAAGGAUAUGCAAAGCGAUGCCGUUUACCAUUUAGACGAUUGAAUUACUCUUGUGAUACAGGUUGUGUUUGUCAUGUGCUUCAUUUAGAGGAGUUCAAAAGGGUUGUUGCUUGGUAGACUAAAAAUGUAGGUCGGGAUCUCAGCAGAAACAAAGAAUAGCGGUGAUUGGAGAUAAAAUGUGAAGGCCAAAAAAAAAUGAGUUGAGGGAUCUUUUUGUUUUUUAACAAGCUGAUUCAUUAUGUGUGAGACAUUGUAGUCAAUACAAAACAGUACCAGCACUUUCGGUUUAUGUAUUUUGUGACAUACUGGAAGCAAAAUCUGUUUGUUAGCAGGGCUGGUGUAUGUCAAUGGGCUAAAACAAUG